AACCACACGUUCUUCACAGUGGUAGGACAGGUCAGUUUGACCUAAAUAGUUUGACUGUCAACACAUCUGUACUACAAGUUAUAUAAAUAAGCAAGUUUGGAAUUUGAAAGAUUGAGCAUGCCGAAAAGUCUACUGAAUAUCACAGGAAUGAACAGCACAUCAUUCGACCCCCUCGUAUUUGCCAAAGCAAAAGCUAAAGAAGCAUAUAUCGAACAUUGUAAACAUGAUCCUAUACCAUCCGCAAUGGUCAUCGUACAAAACAUGGACACCAGCGGUUUGAUCUUACAUCUAAUUCUAAUCGUAAUGGCAACAAUAACAGUGGGAAUUUACAUCGAAGAAGUGUUUUACCUUAAAUCAAACCUAAAGUUAUCGUACAGGCGGAGACUAUCUUUAUUGCAGGCAGGAAUACCAACCGUGUUCGCUGUUUCUUCUGUUGUUGGUUGCUUCUUCCCGGCAGGAAAUGUAAUGAUCGACUUUGUGUGUUCUGUAUACUUUGGGUUCGGCCUUCACGCAUUGCUGGUGUUGAUGGUGAAUUACUAUGGUGGACAAACGCAAUUAUUACGUCGGUUCGAGGGAAGAUAUGUACAAACCAACACGGGGCCUUUCUGCUGCUGCUGUUUCUGUUUACCCUCGUUUAAAAUGACCAAAAGCAACUUCCAAGUAUUAUGGUACGCAACAUUCCAAGCAGCAUUCACACGACCCAUCGUCUUAUUCUUUGAAGGAAUCAUUAAAACUGACCGAACGAUCGCCAUUCCAGGGAUGGUCUACACCGGUUGUCUAAUUGCAUCAAUGCUGUCCGGGAUGUGGGCUCUUGUUAUAUUUCGGAAAGCAUCUGCAACAUUUAUUGGGAGGUUUCGAACGACGGCAAAGUUUUUUAACUUUCAGCUAGUUUUGUUGAUAGCAAACGUCCAGCCAUUUGUCAUCAAGUUGUGUUACAUCCCAUGCGUUUUGCCUUAUACUUUUUAUACAAGGAAAUUAAUCGUCAAUUAUCAAAUCAUGGUUGUUGAGUUCUUUAUUCUUUCCCUCACUACGAGGUGUCUAUACAGAACAACAGAUGAUAAUGUAGAACUUGAAAGAAUCGAACCUACGAGCACAGACACUUCACCUUCCGAGGAUAUACUAAUGGAAACUAUUGAAGAAAAAACCAACGGAAACUGUUCGCCUGACGUAUCGAACGUUUAACUUAAUUAAUAUUUUAUUUUCUACUUUGUUUUUCACUCAUGACAAUAAUGCUUCUUUAAUUAUUUUUUACGCGGCAAUUUAUUUUGUAAUUCAUCAAUAAAACGAAGAAAGUAUUAAAUGCAGCGCAGUAUCUAUACAGUAUCUAUACAGGGUGGGGGAAGAUGGGACACGUUUAGCUCAUAACAUCCAAAUAUCCUGAUUGUGUUUUAAACAAUAAACAACGACCAACAGGAGUCAUGAUGAUA
Ciona intestinalis (vase tunicate) is the source of this 1427-nucleotide messenger RNA. RefSeq names its product organic solute transporter subunit alpha-like. The record is from RefSeq and is a predicted model, not a curated record. NCBI's taxonomy places the organism in Eukaryota, Metazoa, Chordata, Ascidiacea, Phlebobranchia, Cionidae.